Messenger RNA from Lathyrus sativus (Indian pea), 540 nucleotides. NCBI's taxonomy places the organism in Eukaryota, Viridiplantae, Streptophyta, Magnoliopsida, Fabales, Fabaceae. The record is from the annotation of a GenBank genome assembly.
AUGGCUGAAGAAGAGCAUUUUGAUGCAUCUGCAUCAGCAUCCGAAACAGUUGGAUAUCCAGGAGCACCAUAUGAUACGUCUCUGUUAGUUAAGUACGAACAAUAUAUUGCAUACCGUAUAUGGUUCGGUCAGGAGAGAGGGUCGAAGAAAGAAUUAAAGGUGGCUGGACAUGGGUUGAAGUUGGCUCAGAGGGUUCCACUACAGCUACCUAGAGAGAUGGAGAGAUGGAUAUCUAGGUCUGGUUUAGCUUCACUACAGAGAACCAGUUUAUCAAAGAUAGACACAAACCUAGUUUCCGCUUUUGCAGAGAGGUGGCAUCUAGAAACAUCAUCAUUUCACAUGCCGUUUGGUGAGAUGACGAUUACUCUAGAUGACGUAUCUUGCCUACUUCACUUGCCCAUCAGGGGAGUUUUCUGGAGCCCUGAAGAUAUCAGUGAAGCCCUUGCUGUUGAGUGGGCUGUUGAUCAUUUAGGAGUGUCACAGAGAGUAGCACAACAACAAGUCCGUGAAUGCAGGGGUUCCUACUACAAGCUGGAGUGA